AUGUGUAUGUUUUAUAACACUGAUUCGGAUUCUCAGCUUAUUCCUACUCAGCUUGAUGCUGGCUCACAGUCUCAAUCCAUUCAGCAGCCAUUGUCUGUUUUGAAUUCUGGAAGUGAAUUGUCAAGUUUGACUCCAUCUAAACAGGAUUCUCUGCAUUCUAAUCAACUUUUUACUUCAAAUAUUGUCCAAUCUGAUGUGCAGUCUUGUGAAUCUGGACUAAAAAAUUGUGUUUCGGACAUUUCUGUCAUCCAAUCCACUACUGAACAAAUUGAUUUGAUGGACACUACGGCUUCUAAUAGUCCUGUUCGUUUAGAAACCAUGAACUGUGAUGUUGAUAUACCAUUUGAUUCUAAUGUAAAUGCAGUGCGUGAUGUUCUCUCUACUGCAACGCAAGUUUAUGCUUGUAAUGACAUGAUUAAGCAAGAUUCUGUUCAAGAAACCGAGCAUGAAUCUGAAGGAACAUUGACUCCUACUAAACCCAUUAGUACUGUCAUUGAACAUGCAGACAUUUCUGCUCAAUUGUUGUUUGCAUCUGAACAGGAAAACAUUGUCAUGGAGCAAGAAUCAGCGUGUAUCGAUUCUGGCAAUAGGACUGUAAUACCACGCAAACAAGACGAAUUCAUCGAGGUUGACGACAAACUAAACAAUCAACUGUCUGUGUCUACACUAGCAAGUCUUCCUUUAACUCACUUUGACACCAAACAAGUAUGUGAUGUUGAGAUUCAAGCUUCUCAAGCCAUUUCUGAAUUACCUGCCGAUCUUGCUAAUGGCAUGGACAAUGGCGUGGAUCAUUCUCAAAAAACUACUUCUGCAUACAUAGGAACAACAGGAAAAAAUACCACAGACCAUGAUAUCCGAUAUUGGGGUGCUUCUUUUGGCACCGUGUCUGCUACUGAAAUGCCUGCCUUUGAUGAUCAUGAUUCGAUCAUGGAAUCGCAAGAUUUUCAAUUCCAACCCGAUUCCAAUCCUCAGAUAUCGCAAAAUAAUUCAAACACUCCUUUACUUGCGCAUCAGGAUACAGUAUCUACCACACUUGACACUAUUUUGGAGUCUACUGCUCAAGUAUCUGCUGUAUAUCAUCAGAUGAAGACGUCGUGGUUAAAUGAUCAAUCUCUGAUGAAGCAAAAGAUGAUCGAGUCCGAGUAUCAACUUCAAGAAAGUCAGUCUCUUGUUUCAUCCCUCAAGUCUCAACUUGCUUCAAUAAGCGAAGAAUCAAGAAACACUUUUGUUCGAAAUAGAGAGCUUUUGCAGCAGUCAUCUCAGAUGAACUCUGAUAAAAUUAUUGCAACUGUUUCUCCGCUUUUAUCAGAGUGUUCUUUGAUAAAGCAAUCCAUUGUGGGUAUAAAAGAUGAGUUGGCUACAUCUACCAAGACUUUAUUUGACGACACUAGACAGGUGUUGAUUCAGUACCAAGCAGAGACGGCGGCUUUUCAAGCGAGCAUAAAGGAGUCAUACUCGACAGAAAUUGCUACACUUGCAGACAAUUUACAGAAACAAAACUCUUUGCUUGAAAAUGCGUACGGCGAAUUGGCAUCAACUUGCACAGAGCGCGACACUGCUAUUGAACGGUUCAAGGGAAUUCAGUGUUCGUUGACUGUAAUUCACGACCGUUUUGCUAAACGUGAAUCCAACUUUUUAAAAUCACUAGAGUCUCAUAAACACGAAUACCAACAGCUAGAGCAGAAUAUUGCUGAAUUAACUUUGGAAUGUCAGCUUGGUAAAACACACCGUGAAGAACUUGAAGCACAGAUAUCAAAAAUGACCGAAAUGGCAACUGUGGCUGAACAACGAGCACUUGCCGCUGAUGAACGUGAUCUUCAAUAUAGUUCUGCUCAGUCUAUACUUCAAACAUCUCUGGAUCUUGCUGAACAAAAUCUUCAAGUAGUCAAAUCUACUUUAAAAGAACGUGACGACGAGCUUGCUCAAGCCUACCUUGAUUUAAAAGAGUUUUCUGAAUGUACUCGCAACGCUUCAGAGCUAUGGGAAGUUAAGCAAGCCGAUUAUGUUGCAUGCAUCAACAAACUUCGUCUUGAAAUCAAAACAUCUGAAGAAUCGAUGGAAGAAAUGCAAACCAAAUUCGAUCAAGUUUCAAAACAGUUUGAGACCACCAUGUCAGAUCUAAACAAAUCAAUGGAUGAUUUUCAAAAGGUAUCUAUGGAUUUGGAGCAGUCUCAAGUAGCACUUUUCACCGCCGAGAAUCACAUUGAUGCUUUAAAGCAGCGAGAGCUUGAAAUGGAGCAGGAACUUUGCAGUAAAUCCGCUGCUCUUGACGCUGCCAAAUCAGAGAUUCAAGUCAACGUUGAAAUGGCUGAAAAAACUAGUAUGGAAAACUUGGCGGUCAUAUCCAAACUAGAAUAUGAUUUACUAGAAUCUGCUACAUCCAAGGAAACACUUUACAAGGAAUUAGUAGAUACACGGGAAAUUCUACAAGGAACCAAAUCAAUCUUGUCAGAUUUACAACAGACACGUGCUGAUAUACAGUCUGAUUUUGAAAUGCUAACAGCAACUCAUGCUGAGUUUAUACAUGAAUAUCAGAAACUUGGCAUGAGAAUGAGUGAAAAAGAUGCAGCCUUUUUAAAGCUCGAGUUUGAGCUUAAGCAAAAUGCAGUUUGCCGUGAUGCACUUGACAAUGACGUUUUAUCUCUACAACGCGAUCUUGAAGAAGAACAAGUCAAGGCAGCCAAAGAAGCACAAAAGUAUGAUGCAUUGUCGAUUGAGCUGAGUGAGACUUGUGAAACCGUCAAGAAAUUACAAGACCACAUUGUAGAACUUCAACAGGCCGAGUCUGAUUUCCGCAUGAAUCUAGAUCAGCAAACUCUGGCUCAUCAGCACAUGGUUAAGCAGCUGGAGUCGGAUCAUGCAUCGGCUUUGCAAUCUGCUCAGGAAAUUAUUGCCGAAUAUUCACAGUCUAUUGCCAUGCUCAACAAUAAUUUGGUUGAUUUGCAGAAUGAGCGUUCAAAUUUAGCCAGUCAACUUCAGCAAGAAAAACAUGAUACUGAGCAAAAAUCUAUUGCUCAUACAAGCAUGGUAAAUGAUAUCCAAGAGGAGCUAGUAAAGCAAUUAUCUGACAACACCAUCAUUUUUGCAAAGUACGACUUGCUGCUGGAUAGUUUUUCAGAAAAAUGCGCAUCUUUCAAUUUGAUGGAAUCAAUGAUGAACGAAAGAAAUCUUCAAGUAGCCAGUUUGGAAGGGAUCAAUAGAGAUCUUGAAGAGCAGCUUAAAGUGCAACACAUCAACAUUGGUCAACUUGAAAAAGCCACCACAGAUCUUGAUGCAUAUAUGAAUCAAAAAGUAGAUUUUGAGCUUAAACUUGAAUCUAUACAAAAAUCCCUUGUUGCAGCAGAAUCAGAAAUUUAUUUGAAAGAUGCUAGCCUAGAUGCAGCUGGAAAAGACAUUUCAAAAUGGCAAGCUCGCUUUGAUACUAUUGAUGCUCAGAUGGCUAUAAUGCAGAAAUCAUUGAACGAAAAGGCUGAUGAUAAUGCAUUACUGAGUACAAAAUUAGCCAACGUGCUCUCCGAAACCGACUUGGCCAACGCGCAAACUAGUGAAUUAGCCAAGCGUCUUGAAAUUGUUGAAACGCAGUAUGCCCAAUCUGAUUUGGAACUAAAUGCUGCUCGUGAUGCUUUAGAAAAAGCGAAUCAAAAACAUGCAGAAGAUACUGCGGAGCAAACUAGAAUCCAUACAGAAGCGCAGACCAAGAUUCAGUCAGAUUUUAAAAAUCAAAUGAUGCAGCUUAUGGCUCAAAACAAAGAGGCUGUUAUUGCCAACAUUGAGCUAAGAAAGCAGGUGGAUUACUUAUAUAAUAAGAUUGGAAAACUGCAGACUUCAGAACUUCAUCGCACAAUUUCAAAAAAUUCAAUAGUGAUUCAAGCCACACAAGGAUCUAUUGUAUCUGAGAGUAUUCUUCCUAUGGGCGGUGUUUCUGAAAUUGCAGGGACUGUUUUUCCUCAAUCCGAAUCUAGUUCUAGUCAAGCAACAGUUUCUAAAGUAAAACGACGGGUGGUGGAAGGGCAUCGUGGCGACAUUACUCCUACAAUGAAGCGUGUUCGUGGUGAUGUUUUGUCACAAGGCAGUUCACUUGGAGGAUCGGUGUUGAAUGACUGGACUCGCAAAGGUGCCAUCAACUGCACGCCAGGAUCUGUGAGGAGAGCUCGCGAGGCCAAUGUUUCUAUGCUAAUUUCCAUUUCUGGAUUCAAGGAAGUCCCUCCAUUCAAUUCGGCAUUACGAGAUCGCAUUGCCAAAUCCACAAAAACCCUCCCAGACGCAUGUUUUCUUAGUAGCUCCACAGUUAUAUACGAUCCCCGUAUUACUCAUGUGAUUUCUCCAAAAGGCACAAGAACGCUCAAGAUUUUUGCAGCAAGCCUCAUGGGAGCGUGGUUGAUUUACGAUCCAGCAUGGAUUACUGAUUCUGUUUCUAAUGGUGCCUGGCUUCCAGAAGACAAAUAUGGUCAUCGGAGCCAAACAAACCCAUAUCUAGGUAAACAAUUUUUUUUGGCCCCGUCGUUCAAGAAUGAUCCUAAAUUCAAAGAUAAUCGCCAAGAGCAGAUUACUUGCCUUGUGACAAUGUGUUCCAAGGGCAGUUUUGUUGAUCGUGCCGAGGAUGCAGACAUUGUGAUGCGCACUGACGAGGACACAGAUGAAUAUCCAGUUAAAUCACUCACAUGGACGACGUUUAUUUCUCUGAUUCCAUACAGUCAGAAAUGA
Batrachochytrium dendrobatidis JAM81 is the source of this 4704-nucleotide messenger RNA. RefSeq lists its product as uncharacterized. Bases 1 to 4704 code for a protein of 1567 amino acids. The record is from RefSeq and is a predicted model, not a curated record. NCBI's taxonomy places the organism in Eukaryota, Fungi, Chytridiomycota, Chytridiomycetes, Rhizophydiales. The transcript is spliced from 8 exons.